AAGAUCUGUCACAAAAAUACACAGAGGUGAAUAAUGAGAAAGAGAUGCUACUAGAGGAAAAGGCCAAACAGACUGCUGAGAUACUCGCCACACAAAGUCUAAUGCAGAAUCAGCAGAUCCAGCAGCAGAUCCUCAUCGCUGAGUUCCAGUGGCAACAGGAACAGUUCUCGUGGCAGCAUGAAGCUCAGGUGCAUGAGCACACCAAGCAGCAGCAGGAGCUGGAGAAGCAGCACCAUGAGCAGAAAACACAGCAGCUCCAGAACAAGAAGGGCAAAGAGAUGGAUGUGGCCACAGCACUGCCUGUGCAAGGAGCCCCCACACCAGCCCAGGACCUGUGCCCUGACCACCUGUUCCCGCUGCCUGGGGCAAAGCCAGCACUGCAGGAGCAGCAGCUGCAACAGGAGCUCCUGGCCCUGAGGCAGAAGCAGUAUGUCCCAAUGGAACAGGCGGAAAGACUGAUCAGUCAGCUUGGAAGGUUGCCCUAAAACCAGUGGGGCCUCUAGAGCUACUAGUCAGCAAGAUUAAAGGAAGAGGC
Molecule: messenger RNA, 535 nt
Organism: Perognathus longimembris pacificus (Pacific pocket mouse)
Lineage: Eukaryota; Metazoa; Chordata; Mammalia; Rodentia; Heteromyidae
Product: histone deacetylase 4-like
Exons: 3
Coding region: 45-485 (146 amino acids)
Source: RefSeq, a predicted model, not a curated record